UCCUGCAGGGAGUCCUCUAGGCACCACAAUUCCUGAGUACUGGAAGAUCUUUGAAUCAGAAUCACCCUAUAUCAUACCUGUUCCCCACUGCAAUUUACUUCCUGCAUUGGCCAUGACUGGGUGGAGCUGCUUGGUGACAGGAGCAGGAGGGUUCCUGGGACAGAGGAUCGUGCACUUGUUGGUACAGGAAAAGGAGCUACAGGAGGUCAGAGCCCUGGACAAGGUCUUCAGGCCAGAAACUACAGAGAAGUUCUCUAAGCUACAGACAAAGAGCAAGGUGACGGUGCUGGAAGGGGACAUCCUGGAUGCUCAGUGCCUGAAGAGAGCCUGCCAGGGCAUCUCUGUUGUCAUCCAUACUGCUGCUGUAAUUGAUGUCUCAGGUGUCACUCCCAGUCAGACCAUCCUAGAUGUCAAUCUGAAAGGUACACAGCUCUUGUUGAAGACCUGUGUCCAAGCUAGUGUGCCAACUUUCAUCUACACCAGCUCAGUUGAUGUGGCUGGCCCCAAUUCCUACAAGGAGAUUGUCAAAAAUGGCCACGAGGAAGAACAUCAUGAGAGUGUGUGGUCGGACCCAUACCCAUACAGCAAAAGGCUAGCCGAGAAGGCAGUCCUGGCAGCCAGUGGGAGCACUCUGAAAAAUGGUGGCACAUUGUACACUUGUUCUUUAAGGCCAAUGUACAUCUAUGGGGAAGGAAGCUCAUUCAUUUCUGCUUUAGUAACUAGGGCCCUCAAGAAUGAGGGCAUCCUGGAAGUUACUGGCAAAUUCUCCAUAGCCAACCCUGUGUAUGUGGGUAACGUGGCCUGGGCCCACAUUCUGGCCUCCAGGGCCCUGCAAGAUCCUAAGAGGGCACCAAAAGUACAAGGACAGUUCUAUUAUAUCUCAGAUGAAACCCCUCACCAAAGCUAUGAUGACUUAAAUUACACCCUGAGUAAAGAAUGGGGUUUCUGCCGUGAUUCCAGCUGGAGUCUUCCCCUGUCCCUGCUCUACUGGCUAGCUUUCUUGUUUGAAGCAGUGAGCUUCCUGCUGCGUCCAAUUUUCAAAUAUCAACCCCCAAUCAACCGUCACUUAGUCACAUUGACAAAUAGUGUGUUCACCUUCUCCUAUGAGAAAGCUCAGCGAGAUCUGGACUAUGUGCCCCUCUUCAGCUGGGAGGAAGCCAAGCAGAAAACAGGAGAGUGGAUUGGAUCCCUAGUGGAGCUGCACAAGGAGGCACUGAAGAGAAAGACUCCCUGAUGUGAAGAUGACAGGGAGGUGGACCUGGUGUUGUCAGGAGAUAGCUAUCCAUGUCCUCCAGAAGAACACAGAAGCACAACCCAGGACCAACUGCCUCCCUUAGACACAGUGGCCAAGUUAGUAUCUUCCUCAGGCCAGCAGGAGCCUCCCAAUCACCGUCCAACCACAGCAUGCUGUCCU
This is a messenger RNA of Jaculus jaculus (lesser Egyptian jerboa), 1414 nucleotides long. Its product is annotated as 3 beta-hydroxysteroid dehydrogenase/Delta 5-->4-isomerase type 1-like. Gene Ontology annotation, molecular function: 3-beta-hydroxy-Delta5-steroid dehydrogenase (NAD+) activity. Gene Ontology annotation, biological process: steroid biosynthetic process. Lineage: Eukaryota; Metazoa; Chordata; Mammalia; Rodentia; Dipodidae. The transcript is spliced from 4 exons. The record is from RefSeq and is a predicted model, not a curated record. The coding region runs from base 113 to 1234 and encodes 373 amino acids.